AUGGAGUUCCUAGAGCACAUAUUCUCGUCUCAUCCCAACCCCGUAGGGGACACCAAAGCGGCCCCCAUGUGGGCCUGUGAGUCCCCACUAGGGCAGUCAAAGAAACUCCGAAAUGGUUACGGAGGUCUGCGACGGGUGCCUCCUCUGGCAGAGCUGUUGGACUCCUACCAUCAUCAGUACGACUCCCACGGUGUGACCGACCAUUACACAGAUUCACUGGCCAAUUUUUGUACCCACAUUACCGAGACGGAUCACGCCUUCCGGCAGGUGAAACUCACGGCAGCGGGCAUGGGUCGCGAUCAGGACGGUUUCUCGACCGCAGACUCCGGUUUUCUGGGAGACUAUGAGAGUCCGGAGGCCGACCAAAAGAAUACGGGCGCUAUACCCCCCUUUGAGUUGGUAGAAAACCCUCUGGAUGGAUCGCAGAUUGGUCAGGAGGAGGAGAGAGUCGAAAAGCUGGCUGCACCCCAAGUGGGAACUAGUUGUAUGGAUGAACUCCUCAAUGAAGAUCCGAUGCCAUGCUGGGUGAGUUCUGAAAGUUCACUUUUUUGGUUUAACUAUGACCGUUUGGUAAAACUUCGCUGGUAAGACUUGUGAAAAAGUAGAUGAUGUUGGGUCUUAUGGGGAAAGCUAAGAGACGCAGUCCUCAGAUGUGUGUACGGGUGUUUUACAGUAAGUGACCAAUCUCAUGAAAUGUUGGCUGAAAUGCGUUUCCGAUUAGGAAGGAUUAUUUGGUCGCCGUUGUAAUACUGAUUAUCUAGGGACAUAAUCUUAUAAUAUUUCGGACUCGGCAGGAUGUCGGCUUUUAAAUGCACUUCAUUUCAAUCUUCUACAGAAAACCUACUCGGUAAAUAAUGACUACUUAAGUAGCCUGCAUUUUUCCCCACUGAUUUUCGAUGGACUUGCAAAUUCAAAUAUGUCUUAUAGAGAAAAUAAACAAAAAUAUGCUUUCUAUUGUCCAUUAAUAGAGAAUCACGUCUUCUUUAUAUUUUAUAUUCAAGGAAGGAGUAUAAUUAAGUUUUAAAAAGUUUUCUAGUUGCCGAAUAAUUUGGAGCCUGAGCACUCGUUGCAUUAGCGCUUAGUGAUUUCAGUAUACAAGGUGCAUGCGUUCCGCGUAAAGAAACUAACAUAUUUUUCUAUGCCGUUAAAGAAAUAUCAUACAAAGUCCACAAAAUUUUGCAGUGGAUGCGGACCAUCUUGUACAUUUCAUGAGGAACAGUGGUAAACGGCCAGGUACGAUGCUAUGUGACUGGACAUUGCGCGGUCUUAAAAAGUUUCAUAAGUAGAAAACUUUUUUAAAAACUAAUUAUACUCCUUCCUUGAGUAUAAAAUAUAAAGAAGACGUGAUUGUCUAUUAAUUGACUUUAGAGAGUGUAUUGUUGUUUAUGGUUUUUAUAAGAUAUAUUUUAAUUUGCAAAGCCCUCGAAAAUCAGUGGGAAAAAUGCAUGCUACUUUAGUAAUCAUUUUUUACCAAGUACAGUUUCUACAGGAGAUUGAAAGGAAGUGCAUUUAAAAGGCGACCUUGCACUCAGGAGUCCUUUUUCUGGCCUGACGAGACGCCGGUGAUUUGGACUGAAAAUGAUCAGAAAUUAGAAUUCGAUCAACUUAUCUGCACGCGGCCAUACUUCUGAUGGUUCAAGCACCAAAUACUUUCCCUAGAAUUGUACUACUAUGGUCCGUUGGCUCUUCAAACCUGUCGUGGGAGCGCACAGGCGUCUAAGUGGACCGAUGCGCUCGGUACGUACACUGAAGAUGUCAGCGCUCGUCCUCCACAAUUUUAGCAAACUUCCUUCUUAACAGAUACGUCCAUGCUAAAACUAAUUCACGCUAGGGGUUUUGGGUGUAUCUAGUUUCCUGAGUCUUGAAGGUUUCAGAAGCGGCUGCCUUCAUACACGCUCACAGCAUCCCGUUUCACGAAAACGUUUUAACAUAAAAGUAGGCCGCAUAAAAUGAUCGCGAUAUCUGUUUAUACAAAGUUUUCAGUCGUUGGAACCUUGUGCAUUUGAAGAGCAUGGCAGGUCUUGGACACCGAGGUCCGUUAACUCCGAGAAAAUAGUUGAAAAUUCCGCCUGAGUCUAUAAGUCUUCAAUAAACUGAUUUGACCCAAGUAAGUGACUAGUUUGUAGAGAAAUUAAAAAGGCCGGAAUUUAAAAACUGGAGUAUCACCCAGAAAAUCCUACGGGGGACGCUAGGGGACCGUGCAUGAGCUGAACCGCUCGCGCCUGUCAUUCAGCGGUGGCAUAAUAUCAGCAAAACACGCGUGUCUUAGCUUUUAGUUGGUACGCAUGCUGUCAAGUGUGGCAUGUUGUCCUACCUAUGCAAAAUUCUUUCAGUUGCAUAAUUGUGCACUUACUCUGAAAUAAUUGCCUAAAAACAACUAAUGUCUAUGGCUGAUCGCUUUUAGCAGACAGCCAGCCAACAGUCCUGCUUUCUUUCCGGGAGAAUUUCCAGACCUUUGAGUAUAAUCUGAACUUCAGACAGCAGUAGCUUCUGCCGUUGAGAUAACGGAAUCGCUCCUUCGACUUCCUUUGUCAGGACGGAUACUAGCGCCAUCUAGAUUCUGCUUAUUCCUUAUGAAGGAGAGACACUCAAAGUAUGCUCAUGGCCAAGAGACGUCAUAAGAGCUCGUUGUGCCAGCAUAACGUGAGCUCUGUGUCGGCAUGUGGCUUAGCUUGCAAAGCAGCUGCCUUUUUAUCCAUUCCUUUCUAGAGCACGGCAGUUCUCCCACUGGACUAA
Spirometra erinaceieuropaei is the source of this 2736-nucleotide messenger RNA. Lineage: Eukaryota; Metazoa; Platyhelminthes; Cestoda; Diphyllobothriidea; Diphyllobothriidae. The record is from the annotation of a GenBank genome assembly.